This is a messenger RNA of Penicillium griseofulvum, 1215 nucleotides long. RefSeq names its product Major facilitator superfamily domain, general substrate transporter. The record is from RefSeq and is a predicted model, not a curated record. Gene Ontology annotation, biological process: transmembrane transport. NCBI's taxonomy places the organism in Eukaryota, Fungi, Ascomycota, Eurotiomycetes, Eurotiales, Aspergillaceae. Bases 1 to 1215 code for a protein of 404 amino acids. Gene Ontology annotation, molecular function: transmembrane transporter activity. The transcript is spliced from 3 exons. Gene Ontology annotation, cellular component: fungal-type vacuole membrane.
AUGCAUCACGAAUCACCCGAUCCAAUUGACUGCCCAGAAGGAGGUCUCAUUGGUAACCUCGUUGUCGCAGGUGGCUUCAGCGCUAUUAUGGGCGGACUCGGCUUGAUGAAUAGCAUCGGUAUCUACCAAGCCUGGAUCUCAACACAUCAACUCUCAGACAUCAGCGAAGGACAAAUUGGCUGGAUUUUCGGUAUAUACAACUUCCUUGUAUUCUUCUGCGGGAUCCAGAUCGGGCCAAUUUUCGAUAUCAAAGGGCCAAGGCUGCUCAUGUGGAUCGGGUCAAGUCUGCUUGUACUGACUUUCAUUCUCAUGGGUUUCUGCACUGAGUACUGGCAUUUCCUCAUUGUUAUCGGAAUCCUGGGUGGGACGGGUACAUCUUUCAUAUUCAUUGUACCCGUCGCAAGCAUUGGCCAUUUCUUCGUCAAACGCAGAGGCGCAGCAACCGGUCUCGCAUUGGCUGGGGGUAGUAUCGGCGGCGUAAUCUUCCCUUUGGUAUUGCUGUACCUCGCGCCACAGAUUGGAUUUGCCUGGGCUAGUCGGGUUGUCGGUCUCAUCACCUUGAUCCUUUUGAUCCCGGGCUGUCUUCUAGUCCGAGCGAACUUCCCUCCCGGACCCCGAUUGGCUCCAUCGCUCAAGUCAUUCCUUCCCGAUCUCACCAUCCUCAAAGACCCAGUCCUCGCUCUGACGACACUUGGAGUUUUCUUCAUUGAAUGGGGCUUCUUCGUUCCACUCGAGUACGUUGCCUCGUAUGCAAUUGCGAGCGGGAUCUCCACCAAUCUAUCCUAUUUGAUGGUCGUCUUUUUGAACGCGGGUUCUUUUCCCGGUCGUUGGCUGCCGGGGAUUGUGGCUGAUCGCAUCGGUCGGUUCAACACAUUGAUCCUGACAAACAUUCUUUGUUUGAUUUCAGUUCUGGGUAUUUGGAUGCCCGCAGAUGGAAAUCUUGUUGCUACAGUGAUAUUCUCUAUUGUGUUUGGAUUCGCCAGUGGGAGCAAUAUCAGUCUUGUGCCAGUCUGUGUGGGGGAGCUAUGUCCUGUCGAGAAUUAUGGAAGAUAUUAUACCACUGUGUAUACCAUUGUUAGUUUUGGGGCAUUGACUGGCGUCCCGAUUGCCGGAGAGAUUAUACAUGUCUGUGGCGGACAGUACUGGGGACUGAUUGCGUUUGCUGGAUGUUCAGGCAAAGUGCUGGGAAAGGUUGAGGCGAGUGCUGAGUUCUGA